Coccinella septempunctata (seven-spotted ladybird) is the source of this 1935-nucleotide messenger RNA. RefSeq names its product protein RFT1 homolog. The coding region runs from base 172 to 1803 and encodes 543 amino acids. The record is from RefSeq and is a predicted model, not a curated record. Gene Ontology annotation, cellular component: endoplasmic reticulum membrane. Gene Ontology annotation, biological process: glycolipid translocation; dolichol-linked oligosaccharide biosynthetic process. The transcript has 10 exons. Lineage: Eukaryota; Metazoa; Arthropoda; Insecta; Coleoptera; Coccinellidae.
GCUUCAAUUUAAGGUUAUAAAUUUGAAAUGAAUCCAAAACAGUGCAGUGAAAAGUGAUGGAAUUGGAAUUUUCAUAUAUCCGGAUCUUAUCUAUUUGAUAAUAUCAAUUAUAAAUGUAGCUUCUCGCUAUAUCGAAUAUAAAUCGAACCUAAUAAGAGCUAGAAUCAAAAAAUGGGCCGGAAUAUUUUAGAAAGCAGUCUGCAAUAUGCAUCUUUCAGUAUAAUUUUUCAAGUUUUAUUCAGAUGUAUAACAUUCAUUCUCAAUGCUUUUAUUGUGAGAACUUUGGGCCAUGACGUUCUUGGUAUUAUGAAUGUUAGGCUUCUACUUUUGGAGUCUACGAUACUUUUUCUUUCGAAAGAACCUUUACUGAAAGCUUGCCUGACAAACACCAAAUCUCAUAACUGGCCUCAAGUUAUAAAUCUUAUAUGGAUAUCAGUCCCCAUUUCAACAUUGCUGAGUAUGUGUUUAGCUUAUGUAUGGUUGAAUCUUUUGAGUCCUGUGGAUGAUGUUUUUCAUACUCAGUAUAAAUGGGGCUGUUUUUCCAUAGCUUUAUCCUGCAUAAUAGAACAGUGCACUCAAAGUGUUGUUUUAGUUGUACAAAGUUUUUGUUUUGUUAAAUUAAAGAUAGUUUUGGAAACCCUGUAUGUUUUGACCAGGACGACAAUAUUUGUUUGUCUUGUUAUCCACGAUCCAAACACUGCCAUUGGUGCAUUUUCAAUAGCUCAAAUCGUGUCUGCAUUGGUCUUGUGCCUAUCGUAUUUCGUGUUUUUUGCGUGGUAUAUUCCUGAAUUGAAGAUGAACAAUAAAAAGGAGCAGACAAAUUCGAAGUUAUUCAAUGACAUGAAAGAUUUCCCAUUUGAAAGUGUUCUUGAUUUCUUUCCAGGAGUGAUGAAAAAUGAUAAUAAUUUACUAAAUAAGGAUCUUUGCGUUUUAACCAUGAGUUUUGCAAAACAAUCAAUUGUCAAGCAGAUUCUUACUGAGGGAGAAAAAUAUGUUAUGACUAUUUCUCCUGUGAUGACUUUCACCCAACAAGCUAUGUAUGAUAUUGUCAACAAUUUGGGUAGUUUGGCAGCUAGAUUCAUUUUUCGACCAGUAGAGGAAAGUGCAUAUUUCUAUUUCACGCAAAUGGUUCAAAGGGACGUGUCGGUGAAGAAUCAGAAUCAGAAAUCCAUUUCAGAAUCGGCAUCAGUGCUGAAGCAACUUUGCAAUGUGAUAGUGAGUUUUGGAUUGGUUAUAUUUGUAUUCGGCCAGAGUUACAGUUACACUCUCCUUUAUCUUUAUGGGGGAAGAAAUUUGGUGAACAACGUUCUACCUGUCACUUUAUUGAAGUUUCAUUGUUUUGCCAUCAUUCUUUUAGCUAUAAACGGAGUCACUGAAGGAUUUGUUUUUGCAACUAUGUCAAACAAACAGUUAGAUAGGUAUAACUAUAUGAUGGUGUUGUUUUCUAUGAUCUUCUUGAUUGUGUCAUAUGUGCUGACUAUUUUACUAGGACCAGUGGGUUUUAUCAUUGCCAACUGUAUAAAUAUGCUGGCCAGGAUAUUCCACAGUCUUCACUAUAUAUCGAAUAUGUACAAAAACUCUUCGUAUAGCCCUCUACAGGGACUGAAACCUAGUCUGAAAUUCAUAGGUAUAUUGCUCAUAUCGAGUUAUUUCACUAAAUUAUCCGAGGAUUAUUUUCUUCCAAGCUCUAUCUUCAUGCAUAUAGCGGUGGGAGCUGUGUUCUUUCUCCUCACUCUGGCCGUUUGGGCUCUUGAUAAUAAAGAAUUAUUGAAAGUGGGAUAUGGUAAAUUGCGGAAAAAAUAAUUCAACAACAAUAAGCUUCGUUAAUUUAUUACAUAGAGAAUCUAUUUAUUGAACAAUUGUAAAUAAAGUUAUGUAUAGAAAGUUCAAUCAAGUGAUAAUGAACCAAAAAUAAAAAAGAUUACUCGAAAAGAA